This is a messenger RNA of Symbiodinium natans, 684 nucleotides long. The record is from the annotation of a GenBank genome assembly. Lineage: Eukaryota; Dinophyceae; Suessiales; Symbiodiniaceae.
AUGUCCUUUGACUUCGACGAGCUAGACUUGGCGGAGCAAGCGCCCGCGAGGCUUUGGCAGGUGCAAAAUUCCCUCGAGUGCACGCCAGCUCCCAAGACAGAACGCGUGAGUGGGGCGCGAACAUGGUUUGAAAUCAAACGGUACUUCGCAGCAGAAGCUCGACAGGGGCAUGAAGACUGGAAAGUACGCUACGCCAGAGAACUUGUCCUAAAGGCCAUCUUCGAGGCGUUGCACCGUGAUGGUUUUGUCGUCAUCGAUGCUUCCAUGCCAACCAGCACCGCAAAAGGGCUCCUAAGGAGCAUGGCCGAGUUGUGCAGCGCUGCACUCGGUUCUGCAGAGCGCAUGCAGCCUUUGCGAGAUGAUUGCCCAGCGCCCAAGGGCUGGGUUGGCAGCCAGAUCCAGAGAGCUUCCGCAGCAAGUCUCGGCCAUGGCUACGCGCAAGACUGCGUGAGCAUGAGUAGGUCUCUUCACGGCCAGAACUGCGAGGUUACUUUUGCCGGGCAAAGCUGUGAGGCAGUCCGCCCACAGAGCAAGUCAGAGUUCCUUGGAAUCAUGAGGCUGUUCGUGCAUGCCAUUGCCGACAACUCUCUUGCAGAGGUGCAGGUUCCAGCAUCCGACAAGGUGUUGGUGCAGCUCUCCUUUGGCAACAAAGAAGCGUUUUGCAUGCUCCUAGGGCCAGUCUGA